Strongylocentrotus purpuratus (purple sea urchin) is the source of this 4311-nucleotide messenger RNA. RefSeq lists its product as uncharacterized. The record is from RefSeq and is a predicted model, not a curated record. Lineage: Eukaryota; Metazoa; Echinodermata; Echinoidea; Camarodonta; Strongylocentrotidae. Bases 2192 to 4309 code for a protein of 705 amino acids. The transcript is spliced from 6 exons.
UAAAUAUGCGAAUCUGGUUUCUGAUAUCGAUAACUUUAGUAAUGUUUGACGGAUUUUAAUCAAAUUUGAUAUGAAAGUACAUGGCAUCAAAACAUGGCCUUAGUUUGAUUUCCCAGUAUGUACCCUGCGAGGGGAUGCUAUGCUUUGCGUUGACUUGUUUUAUUUAUGUCAUUUAGCAUUAUGAAUGAGGGCUCAUUAUUUGUAUUUAUUGUAAUAUAUUGAUAUUGGUAUUUUAUUAAAUGUAAUUUUUUGUUUUGUUUUGUUUGUAUUUUAGGUUACUGAGAGUUGAAGAGAGAGUUGCAGAAAAUUUGAUAGAUCUACUCUUACUGUUGGACAGUUACUGAGAGAGAAGCAAGGAGGCAGAGGUAAAUUCAGCUCUUACUGUUGGACAGUUAGUGAGAGGGAAGCAGGGAGGAAGAGGUGAAUAGAGCUCUUAUUGUUGAACAUUUACUGAGAGAGAAGCAAGGAGGCAGAGGUGAAUAGAGCUCUUACUCUUGGACAGUUAUUUAGAGAGAAGCAAGGAGGCAGAGGUAAAUAGAGUUGUUACUGUUGGACAGUUAUUGAGAGACGAGCAAGGAGGAAGAGGUGAAUAGAGCUCUUACUGUUGGACAGUUACUGACACAGAAGCAAGGAGGCAGAGGUGAAUAGAACUCUUACUGUUGGACAGUUAAUGAGAGAGAAGCAAGGAGGCAGAGGUAAAUAGAACUCUUAUUGUUGGACAGUUACUGACACAGAAGCAAGGAGGCAGAGGUGAAUAGAACUCUUACUGUUGGACAGUUAAUGAGAGAGAAGCAAGGAGGCAGAGGUAAAUAGAGUUGUUACUGUUGGACAGUUAUUGAGAGACAAGCAAGGAGGAAUAGGUGAAUAGAGCUGUUACUGUUGGACAGUUACUGAGACAGAAGCAAGGAGGCAGAGGUGAAUAGAGCUCUUACUGUUGGACAGUUACUGACACAGAAGCAAGGAGGCAGAGGUGAACAGAACUCUUACUGUUGGACAGUUAAUGAGAGAGAAGCAAGGAGGCAGAGGUAAAUAGAACUCUUAUUGUUGGACAGUUACUGACACAGAAGCAAGGAGGCAGAGGUGAAUAGAACUCUUACUGUUGGACAGUUAAUGAGAGAGAAGCAAGGAGGCAGAGGUAAAUAGAGUUGUUACUGUUGGACAGUUAUUGAGAGACAAGCAAGGAGGAAGAGGUGAAUAGAGCUGUUACUGUUGGACAGUUACUGAGACAGAAGCAAGGAGGCAGAGGUGAAUAGAGCUCUUACUGUUGGACAGUUGAUGAGAGAGAAGCAAGGAGGCAGAGGUAAAUAGAGUUGUUACUGUUGGACAGUUAUUGAGAGACAAGCAAGGAGGAAGAGGUGAAUAGAGCUGUUACUGUUGGACAGUUACUGAGACAGAAGCAAGGAGGCAGAGGUGAAUAGAGCUCUUACUGUUGGACAGUUACUGACACAGAAGCAAGGAGGCAGAGGUGAAUAGAACUCUUACUGUUGGACAGUUAAUGAGAGAGAAGCAAGGAGGCAGAGGUAAAUAGAACUCUUAUUGUUGGACAGUUACUGACACAGAAGCAAGGAGGCAGAGGUGAAUAGAACUCUUACUGUUGGACAGUUAAUGAGAGAGAAGGAAGGAGGCAGAGGUGCCAUCUGCCAUUUGGACUUUGACUGAAUAAAGUUUUUGGAGUGUACUGGUUGAAGCAGAUUUCAUUAUCAUCUCCAUCUCAUCUCAUACCAUCUCAUCUCAUACCAUUUCAUCUUCACCCACAAAACUCAUAAUCUUGAGUUUUUGAGAAAAGCACUCAUUCAAACCUUCAUCUAUCAUAAAGUCUGUGUGCGGGCAACUCACGACAAUAACCCUAGCACUCUUAAGCUUUGAUACGAACUUCUUGGUGAUCAUGAUGAACACUGUUACUUGGAUUUGAACCAAUCAAGGACCCUAUCAAGUACGACCAACAAAAGAAAAUGUGGCAGAUCAAAGAAGAGAUCAAGGAUUUCCGAAUGUACAGAGUUCAUGCUGGUGGCAAGAGAAAAGAAGCAAAGACAAGAAAGGUCGAGCAAGGAACAAGAAAGGUCAGUCUUCCAAAGCCGGGAAAAAAGGCACUGAUGGAAAUCACUCUUCUGAUAAAUCAGAGAUUAGAUUUGACAAAGAUGAAGGAAUAGAAUUAGCAGUAAAGAAUGAGAAGCUGGAUACAAAGAAAUCUAUGAAUGCAAGUGACCAAGGCCUUGAUCCAAAUACAUGUAAAAAUGAUGAACACUCAGACCAGCAUAUUUGCAAUAUGAAAGACAACAAAGGUUCAGAUGGAGUUGUGCAGGACGAUUCAAAGAAUAAUCUGUUGAAAUCAAAUUUUGAUGAAAAUAGGGAAAUUGAAACAGACGAUGAUAGUGGCAGUGAUGUUCACAUACCAGUGAAACGUUCGUGUGCAAGAAAUUGUUUAGAAUCUGAUAGUGAUACAGACACAAGUCCUGGAUGUGAUUUAUUCGAUAGAAGUGUUUUACCACAACGCAAUAUGCCUUUGAAUGUUAGUGAUAGACCAAAAGAUAUGCCCAUAAAUGAACCAGUAGACAAUGUCUGUGAAUCGGUAUUGGAAAAUGAUGAUAUGAUGAAAAAUGAUUUUUCAGAUGUUUCAGAUGGUGUACAAGAAGAUGCAGUGUUUGACAAUGACCUGAAGAAUAGAAGCUUUGAUACAGUAAAAGAUGGUACAGACAAUGAUACUGAUAUGUCAUUUAAUGAUCAUGCUCAUUCAAGGAAUCCUUUAGAAUCUUCUUCAGAUUCAAAUAUCAAAGAUGAAGACAUUGAAAAGGCAAUAGAUGCUAAUAUGUACACAUGUACUGAUGAAACAGAAACAGAAGUUGAAUUUGUAGCAGAUCUUGGAUUACGUGAUAGACCUGAUAAAGAUUUCAAAUUUGUACCCCUCCAGAAUAAUGACAAACAGAACAUUUGUUCAAAACUGAAUAUCAGAUAUAUAGGCAAAGGCUGUGAUUCAAGGUUAGAUAGAAAUAGCUCUAUUGGAGUUCCUUUACAGAGUAAACAAAUUACUGGUGAUGGCAAUUGUUUCUUUCGUGCAAUUUCCUAUGUAAUUUCUGGAACUGAGCAUAAUCAUGCAAUUUUAAGAAAUGCCACUGUGAAACAUUUAUUGCAAACCAAGGACAUGUUUAGUAAUACAUUGAGGCAAGAAUAUAGAACAGUCAGAGAAUAUGUUUUGAAACGUAGAAUAAAGGAAGACGGAACGUGGGCUACAGACACUGAAAUUAGCGCUUUAGCAAAUUUAAUCGAUACUGAUAUUUAUUCAUACAAUGACCAAGUACCAUGUUGGCAAUUGUUCUCUGCAAAGAAACCUGGAAGAAUAAAUAUUGUAACAUCUGAUAAGGGAAUUUAUAUACUGUACACAGGAAAUGUUCAUUUUAAUGUUGUUGAAUCUGUAGAUUUUGUCAAUUUCAAUUCAUUGGAACAGACAAGAACAACUAAAGAAGAUAGAACGUCAAAGAGAACUUUGCCAUGUCCAUCAAUUCAGGCUGAUGUUAAAGUAAAGCAUGUGUUCAAGAAGUGUAGAUCCAAGUCGCAGAUAGAGGAAGAAAUUGAUGAAGUAGUGGAUAAGUCUCCUGAAACAUUUCAAAACCAUGUUGAUCCAAAGGGAAAAAAACGUAGGCUCACGUUGGAGACUGGUACGAUAAAUCACGAUGAGAGGAAAGGUACUGCAAAUCUUUUUGACAUGACAUAUGAACAGUGUGCAAGUAAUCAGUCUGAAUCAGUCGUUCACAACGAACGUAACACCAAGGACGAAACCCUUAAAAGUGAUCACAAAGACAAAUGCACGAGAGUCGAUACACAAAUAACGCUUGUUGCCCAAGGGACAUUCAAUCAAGGUGAUACAAGAUUUGGUGACUUAAGUGGAAAGCAGUGUGUUACCAAUUCACUUUCUGCACUGUUGUAUAGCAAGGUAAAAAAUGUCAAUGAUUGGAAAAGUACAGAUCUAGACAGGAUUUUGAAUAACGGUAAUGAAUUAUACUGUUACAUACGGCGAUCCACUUCACUCGACAACCAAUACUUAUUGAUAUCUGAUCUAUUUGAAUAUUUGGAUGCGUACAAUGAAUUGUUUAACAUAGUACGCCGUGAACCAGUCACUGGAUUGUUAGAUGGAGAUGAAUUGAUAUUGGCCCAGUCUCUUUCGAUGACAUUGAAGCAAGCACUCGAAAAAGAACUCUGUACUGAUUCUGAUGCAUGUUUUGUGACAUUUGCUAGAAGUACUUUCAUUGUAUUAUCUGGUCAAGAUGGUUUCUUUAUAUUUGAUUCACAUUCCAGAAGCAGUCGAGGUUCCUGAGU